Messenger RNA from Linum tenue, 874 nucleotides. The record is from the annotation of a GenBank genome assembly. NCBI's taxonomy places the organism in Eukaryota, Viridiplantae, Streptophyta, Magnoliopsida, Malpighiales, Linaceae.
AUGGGGAUGGAUGUGGUGGUGUGGUGGGACGGGAACGAGAAUGCAUGGAAAGUGUUCGACGAUAUGUGUCCUCACAGGUUGGCUCCCCUGUCUGAAGGAAGGAUUGAUCGAUGGGGGAGCCUGCAAUGCUCUUAUCAUGGCUGGUGUUUUGAUGGCUCCGGCAGCUGCCAGCUCAUCCCUCAAGCUCCUCUCGACCGCCCUCCGCUCACACCAGCAAAAGGGCUUGUGUUGCUACUUAUCCAACCACAUAGUGCAUCAUGGCAUUAUGUGGUUCUGACCGAACUCUGAUCCUGAACACAGACACGUCUUUGACAAGAAAAAUCCUCCCUUGGUUCCGGAGUUAGACGAUCCAUCAUUCACUACGACAAUGAGGAGCCGAGAUAUUCGAUAUGGGUAUGAUUUACUGGUUGAGAACCUUGUGGAUCCUGCUCAUCUUCCGUAUGCACAUUAUGGACUCACACCAACAAUGCCAAACAAUGAAAAGCGAGAUGAGGAAGGGGGAAGACCCAUGGAAUUCAUGGUGAACAAACUUGAUAUAGAUGGAUUUGAAGGAAGCGUGGAAUCUUUCGUCCUGUCUUGCCACCAACGCGUUCAGUAGAUGGAGAUGGCUGAAGCGAAGGCUAUUUUUGUGUUGUUGUUGCUGGUUUAGGGAUCAGUUUGUGAAAAAGAGGGAGAAGAGAGGGGGAAAGGGAAAUGCAGGAGAGGGGGAUAACUCUUUUCUCCGACAAAAAUGGAGUGAAGAAAGGAAUUAUGAUCAGUAAGGAUAUGGUUAUCUUACAUAACGGUCUCUAUUCUGUUUGAAUUGAGCUUUGGAGGCAGUGAUAAGGACGAGCUGCAACCAAUUCAUAGCGAUAAGAAUGCUAUGAACUGUGAU